This is a messenger RNA of Acanthaster planci (crown-of-thorns starfish), 6790 nucleotides long. RefSeq names its product NACHT domain- and WD repeat-containing protein 1-like. The record is from RefSeq and is a predicted model, not a curated record. Lineage: Eukaryota; Metazoa; Echinodermata; Asteroidea; Valvatida; Acanthasteridae. Gene Ontology annotation, molecular function: protein binding.
GAGAGACUUGCCAUAAGCGGUUGGCAUUGAUUGAAAAGAUGAUAUUGUUGUCGUCAAUAUGAAUUAAAAUGGCAUAAAAAUAAUACUUUUGACUAAAAAAAACCCCACGAACCUCAACCUCGACAGCUUAAUGCUCCACGAAACGACCUUCCAUCAUGCACGGUAUUCAUACGUACAGGGUCAAAGUCAAUCUCUAAUCGGUGAAGCAGACUGUACAUUACCGGGACUGUUUGCACGUUUCAGUACAGGUUCGACGUCGUUGACAUUGAUAUCGAGAUUGAUUUUGCUCGCUGGUAGAGAAGAACUCUUAUUCCCACAAGGUUAUAAUCAUACAGUUCAUACUGGAAUGGUGUUUUGGAGAAGCUUAUUCCACCACACGUGCACAAGAACUACAUGUACACUGAAAACAUCAUCUCUCUUUUAAAACCUUCUAACGGCGUCCACUGCGAGAAUGGAAGCAGGAAGCACAGCCAACGUGCAGGUUGUAUUGACUGGCAAUUUAAGCGUUGAGUUGCCAAAGCAACGCUCCAAAGUUGUCCGGAUAUUUACGAGUUCCACCUUUACAGACACAUCUGUAGAACGUAACGCCCUGAUGGGGGAGACGUACCCUCGUCUGAAGGAUUACUGCAAGUCACGCCAUGGUUUGGAGUUCCAGGUCAUUGACAUGCGAUGGGGAGUACGGGACGAAGCGACAGACGAUCACAUGACGUCACAAUUAUGCAUGGCGGAGAUUGCUGGCUGUCAGCGCCUUUCCGUGGGACCAAACUUUGUUACGUUCCUGUGUCAGAAGUAUGGGUACCGACCCUUCCCGCCAAAGAUUGAGAACGAGGAAUUCAAAAUUCUGCGGGAAACUUUGAUGGACAACGGAAAGCCGAUCAAAACGCUCGACAAGUGGUUUAUCUGUGACGAAAACUGCAUACCACCCGUGUACGUCUUACAGCCAAUCAGCUCCAGGCUGCCAUACUUCAAUCGCCAGGACGAUCCAGAAAAAAUGAGGGCGCACAAGACAGAGUGGUGGGCAACGUUCGAACAAGUACAGGGACAGCUGCGCUUUGCUGCUAACCAAGCGGAAAAGCGGGGACUACUGGCGGCAGACCGAGCCAAGAAAUACAGGAUUUCAGUUACCCACGACGAGGUUGAUCAUGGCAUUUUGAAUGCACCGUCAGACAGGCAAAACCACUGCUUAUGUUUCAUCCGAAAGUUCAGUGACUUGGAGAGCAAGUGUGAGGCGAGAGAAGCUUCAAAAUUCCUUGACCUCCUGGACAGAAAUGUAGACAUUGAGGCAGGCGAGCUGCUUUCUGAUCUACGAGACAACAAAGUCCCCCAAGCACUUCCCCCAUCCAAUAUAAUAGUAACCGAUCUGGGGGAGUGGACAAAGGAUGGAGUUAAUCUAGAGAACGACAAUCACAGUAAAUAUAUCAAAGGAUUUUUGGAUACGUUCUACGCCAAGAUCGUAAGCAUGGUUGAGAUCGGUGUCUCCAAGGAGAAGCUCGCCAGCCUGGAAGAUCCCUUACAUCAGGAGAUUCUCCAGCACCUAGCUUUCAGUCUUACUAAGUGCGUUGGAUUCCAGGGCAGGGAUGACAUCAUUAAAAAGGUACAAGACUACAUUAUGCAGCGAGUAAAGUGUGACGAUGACAAAGAUGGUGUUCCAAUGGUGUUAUAUGGAGAGUCAGGAAGUGGAAAGACAUCCAUUAUGGCAAAAUGUGCAGCACUUGUUCAGCAGUCAUGGCUUUGUGGCACUGACACAGUGAUGAUGCUACGAUUUCUUGGCACAAGCCCAAAUACCUCAUCCAUUCAGCGAGUUCUGACAACGCUAUGCAAACAAAUCAUCCAGGUCUUCAAUCGGACAGAUUUCCAAGUUCCUACUGAGUACAACAAAUUGGUGGCAGCCUUCAUUGAAACUAUGAAAUUUGCCACAGUGGAAAGGCCUCUUGUCAUUUUUCUGGACUCGCUUGAUCAAUUAUCAAGUGAUCAUGGAGCACAUCGCAUGGUUUGGCUACCGAAGUCGCUACCUCCAAACGUUGCUCUCGUGGUUUCUACACUUCCAAAGGAACACGGAAUCCUGGAAAAGGUUAAGGAAAGAGUUCCUGAUCUAUCUCAGUAUACUGAAGUAGCACCCUUUUCCCACGUAGAAAGCACAGAUAUAUUGAAGUCCUGGUUAGCCACUGCAGAAAAGAGAGUCACGAAUGCAGAUGGUGUGACAGUGAUGUACUGGUAUCAUCGCCAGUUUAUCGAGACAGCACGUCAGAGGUACCUCAACGACGAUAGCCUGAAGAAGAAGCUCCACAAGACUUGCGCUGAGUAUUUUGACGGCACCUGGUCUGAGGGUCGGAAAAAACCCUGCCGAUAUUCUGCUCUGCAAGUUGAGCGUUUCGGGGUUCCAGCUGAAGCAGAAGAAGACCGUAAAGUUUCAAGUCAACCCCUGACUUUCUCAGUGACCCAAAAUGAAAGUGAAGGUAUUGUGACCUUCAACCUCCGGAAACUCACCCAGUUACCUUUUCAUUUAAUGGAAGCCGAAGAAUGGAAUACACUGAAGACAUCUGUGCUCUUUAACUUUGACUUUAUGCUCAGCAAGGUGAAGGCCCUCUCUAUGCAAGAUGUCUUGGCUGAUUUCUCCAAAGCAGAAGAAAAGAUUGAUGACGCAGAAAUUGUUAUACUUUUGGGAGCCCUGCGGCUUUCGUCGUCCGUUAUUUCAAAUAAUCCCAACCAGUUAGCGCCAGAGUUGAUGGGAAGACUGAUGGAUGCCGCUACUACAUUCCCAAGAAUGAAAUCCCUUCUCGAGCAAGCUAAAAUUGUAGGGAGACUGUCUCAUCCUAUGCUUCCGGUGAGUACUUGCCUUCAACCCCCUGGUGGAAUGUUGUUGGCGUCACUUGAGGGCCACACUGAGGAAGUCGUUUCUAUGGCAAUAACAAGUGAUUCACGGUUGGUUGUUACCGGCUCGAAGGAUAACACGGCUCGCAUCUGGCAGAUAGAAAAUGGCACAUUGGUGCACAUAUUGAAUGGUCAUAGGGAAGCCGUCUAUGGCAUCGAAAUUACACCCGAUGAUCAGAGUUGUGUGACGUACACCCACAAUGGGGAGUACAUGAAGUCAGGCAAAAUAUGUGUCUGGAAUAUGGAAACAGGAGAUCUGAUUCACCGACUAAAAGGGCAUACAGGUAAAGGCCAAUCGAACCUGGCAAUCACUUUGGAUGGAAAAUACGCUGUCAGUGGUCUACAGACAACAGUCAGCUACGAUGAUGAUAACGAAGACACUGACUACGACGACGAUGAAGUAAUCGCUGAUUCAAAGCAAAGGCACAAAGAAGCAAAAAGGAAAGAGUUAAUGGCCGAGGAGGACGAAGCUUGGGAUGAAGAAGAAUAUGAUGAUGAAAACAGAGACGUCGUGAUUAUUUGGAAUUUGGAGUCCGGACAAACCAUGCACUGGUUGUACAAACAUACAGACGAAAUAAAAGGCGUCCUGACGACGGAGAUAGAUGAACGACAAGUAGCCAUAACAUUCUCCCAAGAUCACACUCUUAUUCUUUGGGACAUCCUGAAAGGUGAGACAAUUCGUGAAAUGACAGACGCAGAUACGUUCCCAAUCUGGAAGGUGACUCUCUCUGAAGAUAGACGACUUCUUGCGUUGCAUGGUUGUGAAAUUUCACUGCACAGCUUCCCUGACUGCAAGUAUCUUGGAGACAGUAGAGACCCGGAGUCGAACUCCACUGUGGAAACCAUGUACAUAACCAGAGACAACAGUCGUGUCAUAUCUGGACACGUCUGUGGUGCUGUGAGAAUGUACGGAACCGGCAAGAAUACUGAGAGAACACUCCUCAAGAAACAGGACUGCUUUGAAAGAGACGGCCCAGUAACUAGCAUGGCUGUUACUCCGAAUGAAAUGCAUGUAAUUGCUGCGUUGAAGAUGUCAGAAGCUGUAGUUCUCAACCUUGAAACGUUGGAAGUAGAGGCCAAACUGCCGCAUAUCUUGAAUGUGUUGACGGUCGCCGUCACGCCCGAUGGUUCCAAGAUUCUCACAGGGUCAGAGGACAAGAACGUCCGCAUCUGGGAUGUUGCUAAUCUCAAAACAUCCAACUCGAGUGACGAACCAGAACUGGCGAUCAGCAAACACGACGGUUACACAUAUGAAGCACUGACCUUAAAUGCCGACGACAAAGUUAUCACAACGGGAAGUGAUAAAACAAUCAAGCUGUGGGAUGUGCGGAGCGGGAAGUUAAUCAAGUCCAUUGGGGAUCCAACGGGUGGAAAUUGCUAUGCUGUGGCCAUAAGUAGAGAUGAUACCUUCAUGGUAGGCUCAAGCAGCGGAUGGUACGUCCUAACCUUACCUGACUUGGUGCUCCAGCGCAAAUUCAGAGAGCAAUGGAUUACGCCCUCCCACUGUGUGAUUACCCCAGAUAACAGUAGGCUCGUUGCUGGGCUUGGACAGCCUAAGUUUGAGAUCCGCAUCCUCCAUGUGGAAACAGGGCAGACCCUUGAAGUUAUCAAGUUGAGAUCUACUGCUUUUUGCAUGCUAAGGUACGGAGUGUUCAUCAACCAAUAUAAGAUUGGAAUGUACGACUCCUCGGGAAAAACCAAGAUACUCCAGCUUAUCGACAGCAACCAGGGGCAGGUGAUUAGUGAACUUAGGCAUGCCGAUCGAGUCUUAUCAUUCGCAGUCUCUGCUGACGAAAGGAGGCUUGUUGCCGGCUGCAGCGACCACGAUAUCGACCUCUGGGAUCUCACCACCUUCUCACACAUAACAACUAUGAAAGCUCACACAGGACGCGUCACGGCAGUAUCAUUCUCUCCCGAUGGAAACCAUGUAGCAUCUGGGGCCGACGGCGGUGAAGUCAUCAUCUGGGACGUCCAAUCACAGUCCUUGAAGCAUUCCAUGAAACAAGCACAUGAAUCUGAUGUCUCAAAUGUUAUAUUCAGUCCCGAUGGCCGAUUUUUGGUGUCAAGUGGUCAGGAUGACAAUUACAUCCAAGUGUGGGACACCCAGACCGGCAAACACUUGAUGAAGUAUCAUACCUAUGCCAAGACUAGUUCCAUAAUAAUGUCAGCUAAAUGCAACACUGCCAUUGUAACACUUCAGGAUGGAAGAGUAGCCUUCCUAACAUUCUCACCGAGUGUCCCCUCAUUUACCUCCAGUAAGAAGUCAGCACCUGCUUCGGUCAGUGGUAUCUCAAUGAGUCCACACUCACCGAUGACAGGAGAGCAACAGCCUCAUGUCAAACGACAAAUGCAACAGAUGCGUGACGCUCGGCUCCAAAAUCAGCCGCGUAAGAGUAAAACAUGUCAAGUUCUAUGAACGGGUAAUUGCAAAAAAAAAAUGUGCUGAGAACUGAGUUUCUUUGAAAACUGAAUGUAGAAGAGGAUAGGAUAGUCAUCCCAGUAAUUCCUUCGAGUGCGCAAACAGUCGUGAGCUCAAGUGCAUGCAUAUUUUACAUUUUUGGUGUCUGAUGGCAAAGUCAUGAGUUAUCAGAAAAUCAAGCGAAGGGAAAUGCCAAACUAUUAAGGAGACUUACUGUGGUGAUGAAUUAUUUUGGUAAUUUUGCGAGCAUACUCGUCCAUUGUACAAUGAUAAUCUUAUCCGGAACGACCGUUUAUGCAUCAAUCAGGAAGCUACGUGCAAUUUAUUCCUGAAAAUGUAACUGUGUUCAAUAUGAUUUUAAGCGGGAAAUUCUCCUUUGUUAAUGAGAUGUUGUUCAUUUCACAAAUGUAAAUAAUUGAAAGCAGAAGUCAUGUUUACAAAGCGUUUACGUUAGUUCAGAAAUGCUGCAUUUGAUCUGGUGACACUGUUUCAACGUUUAAUAUCAAUGAGUAAAUCUGACAAAUCCUAUCGAUGCAAUAAUUGAUUGAAAAGCUUGUUCCGCGAUCAACACUGUGGGCUUGAAAAAAGUAUCUUAAAACUUUCCCUUAAUCAUGUGACAUUUACCUCUAACCAAUUUGGAAACCUAAUAAAUCGAUCAGCACCUCACAAAAGCACUCUGUCAAUAUCAAGAUUAUCAUCGGCUAAUUGGUUGCUAACACUGUUACAAAUUCACCUUCAACGAGGAAUAGGCCCGAAAUACUGAAUAGUAGCUGCUCUAGUUCACAAAAUGUCUCUACCGUAUUUAGAUUCGGCUUUCAUCAAGCACUUAGUCCAUUAUAUCCAGAGGGGUCAAAAACAGGUAUACAUCUCUCCAUGUAAAAGCUCAAGCUUCAUAUUCCCAUGCUUGAUCUAGUUCUCGCAUUUGGGUUUUUCCUAUUUUCCAGAUAUGUCCUUACUCUUAUUCUAAGCUUCCGUGAUUCCCUUACAGUUACUUAAAUUUCAAAAAAAUAUGUAUCUGAAGAACACAAGAAACUGCCAGUCAUAACCAUCGUGCAUUCAGCGGGCACUAUCACUGUGUCCAGGGAUACUGAAAAACAAUAUUUUGGAGAUGAGAACAUUUGUGAAGAAACAUGAGAAAUAUUUAAGCAACAAGAGUAAAGUCGCCUAAAAGGGCCGUGAAGAAUUACAGACUUCAAGCCAGCUAGCAAGUGCAGUGAAUAAUUACUAGGCGGCUGUACAGGAAGAUGUUUUGAAGAUUUGUAGAAGAUUAAAUUUGUUUGUUAUAGCCAUGUAGCCCAUUGCAAUCGUGCCUAGGAUUGCACUCACAACAGACACACUUGAACCCCAUGAAAUGAUGUUUUGCACAUACGAGUCACUCACCCUGAGCAGCAGAUGUUAAUUCCUGUACCUGCCACUACAACUGUAUACAUAAUAAUAUUUUAAAUAAAUGAAUAGUUGUCGUCAAAUUCCGAAUAAAGUUAGAUCUUCUUGAUUACUAAA